Penicillium verhagenii is the source of this 2673-nucleotide messenger RNA. RefSeq lists its product as uncharacterized. Gene Ontology annotation, cellular component: nucleus. Gene Ontology annotation, biological process: positive regulation of transcription from RNA polymerase II promoter by galactose; DNA-templated transcription. Lineage: Eukaryota; Fungi; Ascomycota; Eurotiomycetes; Eurotiales; Aspergillaceae. Bases 1 to 2673 code for a protein of 890 amino acids. The transcript has 4 exons. The record is from RefSeq and is a predicted model, not a curated record. Gene Ontology annotation, molecular function: zinc ion binding; RNA polymerase II cis-regulatory region sequence-specific DNA binding; DNA-binding transcription factor activity, RNA polymerase II-specific.
AUGUCUUCAAAGGAGUCUUCGAAAGACCGCAACAGGGUAAACAAGCGAGGAGCCCCGCGUCGUCGCAAGAUUGCACUAGCCUGCGAGACAUGUCGAGAAAAGAAGGUGCGGUGCGACGGAGCGAAGCCGAUCUGUGGACCUUGCUCCCAGCGCUCCUACUCGAUUGAUCGAUGCGUCUACAAAAUCGAAAAUGCCCGCUCGGCCAGUAACGAUGCAUACUUGAAAGUGCUCCACGACAGAAUUCGAGAACUAGAACAAGUAUGCGCGCAGAAUGGUGUUGCGACCCCGGCUCCGGCUGCGUCGCAACUUAUCGAAGGAGAGACUGAACCCACUAGCGAUAUCAACGAAUCGCGGCCUAAGAAUAGCGACUUAGAUCCCGAGUCUCGCGCUUCUGUUGCGGCGGAGGGGUUGCUUGGGCUGGGAUCUCAUGUAUCCGUUUCACGGCCUUUUUUGACACCUGCUCCACAAGGGACAACUCCUUGUCUGCAAACAUAUCAAUCGCCUGUACGUUCGUCUCAACCGGGAGCCAGAGACCCUGGCUCAUCGCUGGAGAACUCACGUCAUCGUGGAUCUGUUCAAUUUUUGCCUGCGCAUAUGUAUUCUUCACCGUCAAAUUCAAAUCCAAAUACAAAUUCCCGUGGUAGUGUGACAGCAAUGGGUUCAAUAUCCGUUGCAGAUGACGGGGAAUGCGCCGAUUCACCACGGGAACAGUACUAUGGAAAAUCUUCUGCAGCUUCGUUUAUGCGCCUUGCAAGAGACUCAGUGCCCAUUCGAUCCUAUCUCCAGGCACUGAAGAAGGUAGAUUAUGAGACUCCAAAUACCCUGAACCGUGAUACGGGCCUUUGGCAAGAUAUCAACACCACAGCAACUCCAUCGGGAUUCCAUAUCGACGACUUCUCACUUCCUCCGCGACCAUUGGCUGACCACCUUCUUGAAUGCUAUUGGGAAAGAAUAUACUGUCUUUAUCCAUUUUUUCAUCGGCCAAGCUUUGAACGAGCGUACGAAAACCUCUGGGGCUCAGUUAAAUGGCCGAAGCCCAAUUUACCCGACCUGAACAUCGGCUUGGGGGGCUCAUUUGAUUCUGGGCCGCAGUCGAUUAUUUUCCAUACUGCAUUGAAUGCCAUCUUUGCACUGAGCUGUCACUUUUCGGAUAUUCCUGCUGGGGAACGCGAGGCUGCAGCAUACUCAUUUUUCCUUCGGGCCAAACGCUUUAUUGGUCUAGACUUUUUGGAUACCGACACGAUUGGCGUGGUACAGACUUUUCUUAUUGUUGCAUUGCUUCUUCAGAGUACGCCAUACACAAACAGAUGCUGGAAUGCAAUCGGGCUCGCAUGUAGAGUUGCCCAGGGCCUCGGAUUGCACGAGACGACAACACCAAAAUCAAUCACACCUUUGGAGAAGGAGAUUCGACGUCGGACUUGGCAUGGCUGUGUCAUGAUGGAUAUGAUCUUGAGUAUGACCUACGGUAGACCAAGUAUGACAUCCCACAUAUCGCCCGUACAUCCCGUCCCUCUUCCCGCAAUGCGACCCCAAUCUCAAGCCGAAGAUCCAUGCGCACUCAGUGGACAGCCCUGUGAUCAUAAGCUAGGACAUAUCACUUUCUACGCCUCCACCAUUGAGCUUUACAAAAUCCUUGAAUCCAUUCUAGCAGAUGUUUAUAAUGCAUGGCAGGGUCAAUCUGAUCACCACCGCACCAUUUCUAUUCAGGGAACACGCCAAAAUAGCCUUGAUGUCAUAAUGGAAUUAGAUGAUAGGUUAUCUGCCUACGAAACCAACAUCUCUCCGGUACUUAACUGGACCACCCCACAGCAGUAUUUCAGCCCCGAAAACCACCCACAGCCAGUACUUCAGCGCCAGCAAAAUGUGUUGCGGGCAAGAUUCAUUCAUCUCCGAUUACUAUUGUAUCGCCCCAUGUUUACACAGCUUUGUUCUGAGGAACGCAUGGAUCUUACAAGGCAGAACGGCAGCGACAGAAGCGCGAGUGCGGCCCGUCUCGGAAAGAAUGACAUUUACACCUCUAUGUCCGUGAACUGCGCCACAUCAUGCGUGAACGCGGCCAUUGAAUUGGUAUCACUCGUAUACGAGACAUAUAGGACAUCUCUAACGGAUGCCUGGUGGUACAACGGCUUUUAUACAUCUACAGCAGGAUUUGUACUGAUAAUGUCAUAUUCCUGCUCCUCGAUCUUGAAAAAAAUUGAUGCGCAUCUUAUCGCUGAAACAUGGCGCAAAUGCGAGAAGAUUCUUACUCACAUGGCAUCCUUCAGUCUCUCGGCACGCAACUCGUUACAAUUUCUCCAGGUCACGCACCACCACAUUGUACAAAACUACACCAGUAUGUCUGCUCCAAGCUUCGACCUCAGAAAUGGCUACUCACUCGCCUUCAAUCCAGCGGUAUCUCAUAAUGAAGGAAAUGGAUCUCUAGGCCCUGAUCAUGCUCAAUCUCAGCAGCGAAUGAAUACACAGUCGGAGAUUUCUCCCCGCACUAAUGAAGUUUUACCGGAGGAACUUGGUCUACGUGAUAUGGAUCAUACUAGUGGCCUGGGCAUCAACCCUUUGACGAGUUGGGAUGAGAUUGGAUUGGGACAGGAGGAGUUUGGCUUUCUUGGAAGAUUUGAUGUGCCGGAUAUUGCUAGCUGGUUUCCUGAUCUACCCGAUCCAUCUUUGCCGACCUAG